CGCUUAGGCAGGAGCCGCGAAACAGUUGUUUAUAAUACGAUUAUUAAUACAACAAUCCGACUGGAAAAUAAAAUCUGCUGUUACGCGUGGAAUAAAAUCUUAAGUGCAGAUGAAGAAGCAUGCGUUCAGCGAAAGAAUCCUCGACGGCCCUCCGAAAAUCGUAAUCGUGUCUCAAUUGAUUUUGAAAACAUUCGGAAGUUUAUGCUGGGCAGCAGCCAUUUCCGUUACCUUGCUAGCCUUGCUAUAUCAAAGAACUGAUCAGAAUCACAUCAGAACUAUGUUUUGUGCUACGAGAGAUAUCGAUGUAUCCAGUUGAAUGCCUUAUUUCGUUUGAAAGAAACAGUGUUAGGCACUUCCAUCGAUUUCACUACGUUCGUUCGACAAGACUGAUCUUCAAUGUUUUCUUUCCAACCUCAGAAUCAGGUGUUGUAUCAUCUGGCACAAUUAACUUCGGUGGUUAGCCCAAAAUCCACGUCGUAUUCGAGCAAAGGCAAAAGACAAAAUGAGUUUAAAAAAGCCGCGGAUGACAUCUCUGCUCCCAGGAUGUCAAAGGCCACGAAAAGUUCUAUGGAUAUGUUAAUAGGCAAAUUAAAUAUGUACGAUGUGAUGACAAUGCUCGACAUAAGAACGAAUAAUGUACUGGUAGUGUUAGACCAACUUUCUAUGAAGAUCUUUAAGAGAAAUUUAGAGAAGGAUAAUAAGUGGAGAGUAUCCUACGUAUCCGGAUUGAAUUUCGCAGAGAAUAAACAAAAAUUUACGAGUACACAAUUUACCGACGAAAUUCUUAUGCCCACUGUGUAUUUAUCAUCGAAACAGCAGCAUAGGACGUUAUGUACUUUUUGUAUUAAAAAUCCGUUUAAUUAUCAUGUACAAAUCCGUAGUUUUAGAACAAAGCGUAACGUAAAUGCUGAAUUGGAAAAAGAGUCGUCCUUUAUAAAUAGAUUUAAAAAAUGGCUCGGUCAUUUCUCGAGAACGAACACAGGGAUAGCACACGUCUUGAAAGAGAAGGACCCAGCGGCGAUUAAAAAUUUGUUCAAUAGUUCUCAGAUGUCGACCGAGGAACACAAAAGAGUGACCUCGGCUUUUAUAGAAGGAUACGAAGCAGGACUUCAACGCCAAAUACGUACGAGCAUAGGAUGGCAUAAAAUAAUAUUUAGCUUAUUAACGGGAACUUUAUUAGUGAUAAUCUGGUACGGAGUUUAUGCAGUAGGAAGUGGACUAAGAUUUUCAAUGGACGGUAUUAGAUUUAGACCAGAAACAACAGAUAUAACUUUUAACGAUGUCAAAGGGGUUGCAGAAGCCAAACAAGAGUUGAGCGAUAUAGUUGAAUUUUUGAAGAAUCCAGAGAAGUUCUCCGCGCUCGGCGCAAAAUUGCCUAAAGGUGUGUUAUUGGUAGGACCACCUGGAACGGGAAAGACACUGUUAGCUCGUGCAGUGGCUGGCGAAGCCGGAGUGCCAUUCUUCCAAGCAGCUGGGCCCGAAUUCGAUGAGAUUUUAGUGGGGCAAGGUGCGCGUAGAAUGAGAGACCUAUUCAAAGCGGCAAAAGAAAAAGCGCCGGCCGUAAUAUUUAUAGACGAAAUUGAUUCCGUCGGUGCUAAACGAACGAAUUCGGCACUCCACCCAUAUGCGAAUCAAACAGUAAAUCAAUUACUUACAGAAAUGGACGGAUUCCUUCAGAACGAAGGUGUCAUAGUAUUAGGUGCAACGAAUAGGCGCGAUGAUUUGGACAAAGCUCUGAUGCGACCUGGUCGUUUCGACGUCGAAGUCGUCGUCGACAUACCCGACUACAUGAGCCGAAAGGAGAUCUUCGACUUGUAUUUGUCGAGAGUAUUGACGCAAGAAGUCGACGCAGAUUACCUAGCGAAGUGCACUGUAGGAUUCACCGGAGCUGAUAUAGAGAACAUGGUGAAUCAAGCCGCUUUGAGGGCAGCUAUAAACGAUGCCGAAUACGUGACGAUGAAACACUUAGAAUACGCGAGAGACAAAUUGAUCAUGGGCCCGGAAAGAAAAUUAAGGAUCAACGACAACGAGACUAAUAGUAUUACGGCAUAUCACGAAGCUGGACACGCGUUAGUCGCAUAUUACACUAAAGACGCGCCGGCGUUACAUAAAAUAACUAUCAUGCCUCAUGGCCAUUCCUUGGGACACACCGCGUUUCUGUCGAACAAAGAUGAACUUCACAUGACAAAAUCAAAAUUACUGGCGCAAAUGGACAGCGCGAUGGGUGGUCGCGCUGCGGAGGAAUUAAUCUUCGGAUCCGAGAAAGUGACCGCAGGAGCACAGAGCGAUUUCAGGGCGGCAACCUCUAUCGCAGAGGAGAUGGUAAAUUUGUACGGUAUGUCCGAGAGAGCUGGUUUCGGGGUUCGCAUGGGCAAUCGAAUAGAAGGGUAUCAGUCGGGGCCUAGUACGAGCGAUCUAGUAGAUAACGAAGUGAAACGCCUUUUACAAGAAUCGUACGAUCGUGCGAAACAGAUAUUACAAAAACACGGGAAGGAACUUAAUAAAGUAGCGGACGCGUUAUUAAAAUACGAAACGUUGAGUUACAAGGACGUUAAAGCUGUAAUUAACGGGGAAAAGAUUCCGACGGAAAAUCUGAAAAGCCCACCGCGAAUCAUAGAACCGUCCGAGCAUGUAUUAUAACUAGCCGUGGCGAAAUUCAAUUUGAAAUGCUGACUAAAAUAAAUUAUUUGAUGCAUCAUCGCAUUUUAUAAUUACGAUUUACGUUGCUUUACAAUUAUAGUUUUUACACGGGACGCAAAAUUAUUCGGAAGCCGUAUCUAACUUUCAAUCGACGACAUUGUACGUGGUUCGUUAGUUCUAUUCAUUCGCAUGAUUUUCGCUUAAAACGUCGGCGUCGAGACAAUGUAGAAAAGUUAUAUAAAAUAUGUGAGAUAUUGUACGUAAUUAUAUAUGCAAGCGAGAUUGUAUAUAAUUAUGUACUGUAAAAAGUCUUAAUACGUUUUAACAAGGUUUAUAGCAAUAAUAUCAUAGUUAGACUCACAGUUUAUAUAAUUCUAUAAUAGAAUCGGAUCAUGUACUUGUAAAAAUGUGUUUCAUUAUUUCAUUUCGAUCCUUGGUAUCAUCGGGGGGGAAAACGUUGCCAGUCAUUUUCCAUUGUGGAUCUCUAUGAAAGGGACAGAUACGUUUAUCAGUAAACGGUCUUAUCCGUUACCAGGUACUUAACUGUUUCAUUAGAAAAAAGUACUUACCGUUCAUUUUGUUCGAGCAAGUAAAACCGACGAUAGAGAAAUUAAUAUUGAGACCGUGCAGUGUUAACAUUUUAUUUACCAUACAGAUAUUAUAAAUUAUACAAAAUUAUAUAUGUAUUCAUAUAUAUUUUAUAUUCAGUAUAAUCCCUAUCUGUCUUGUCAUUAUACCAUAAAAACUACGCUAAAUUAUUAUUGCAACUAGAUCGAUUUAAUACAUCUUUGAAUGACUAUGCUUCCUCAUUGAUGCUCGUCGUUUUACUAAUUCAUCCAAAAGGGUCGAUUAAUGCCACUCGAUAAAAGGAUCGUGUCGAACGUAAUCGAAAUAAAUAAUCUGGCUAAACUCGCAGAAUGAGCAAAUAUGCGAAUCAAGGGGAAUAAGGUGGUAAUAAAGUUUCUAGAAAAUUAAGGUAUACGUAAUAUAUGUACAAUAAAAUUGACGUACGGGAAAAAACCGUUUAUAAAAAUAUUCGUACAAAUAUCACAGCUCACUAACUCCGAGAGAUGACAACAGUUAAAAACGUUCUCUAAACAUUUGAUAGUCAAUAAAGAAAAUUCGUUAAUCCGAGAACAGGACAUAGGCAUAUUUCAGUUCAACAAUGAAACAGUGAAUCAAACGAUAUCUACGUAUAGUUCUAUCUUAUCAUAUACUUUUUAAACUUCUGAUACCUGUUCGAAACCUCGACCACCGCUUACAAGUAUCGCUACCAUUUUCAUAUAAAAAAUAAACGUUACUUUUCGCUAACGUAUGCACGUAGUACAAAUUGGAUCAUGAUCAACUCUCAAUACGAAAGAACGUCAAAAAUACUCGUAGCAAACUGACCGAUAGGAAAUGUACAAUUUGUAAAAUGUCUAAAGUCAUCCGAACGUCGUAUAAUUUAUAGAUGAAGAGAAAGUCUAAAUUACAAAGAAGAUGCGUCAGAAACUUGAUAAACCCAUAAACGUAUGAAUUUAGUGUACAAAGCUUGCCUCUGAAUUAAAGUAGAGAAAGAUAUAUAUAUGUAUCUGUAAGUUUUAUUAUGAGGAAUAAAAAAAAAGGGGAAUUACGAUUCUUCCAUGUUUCUUCGUACAAUGA
This is a messenger RNA of Ceratina calcarata, 4281 nucleotides long. RefSeq names its product ATP-dependent zinc metalloprotease YME1L (gene YME1L). Gene Ontology annotation, cellular component: mitochondrial inner membrane. Lineage: Eukaryota; Metazoa; Arthropoda; Insecta; Hymenoptera; Apidae. Gene Ontology annotation, molecular function: ATP-dependent peptidase activity; ATP hydrolysis activity; metalloendopeptidase activity. The transcript is spliced from 12 exons. Gene Ontology annotation, biological process: protein quality control for misfolded or incompletely synthesized proteins; mitochondrion organization. The coding region runs from base 397 to 2640 and encodes 747 amino acids. The record is from RefSeq and is a predicted model, not a curated record.